UCCUCAGGUGGGUUCGGCCAAGAUAGGUGAACGUGAUUAGAGGAGGGCAUUGCGAAGCUCGCGCAGGUGACCAAUCGGCUCACAUGCUUGCACGAGCGCUGUCGGACUCGAAGAGAUAUGAUCUCAUGAGAACAACCAAUCGACCGAGCUUGCAAGACCCAGACGAGCACCAAUCCGCCAGUUGUAUACAGUGUGACGGUUUUCAGCUCGACAAGCAGCGGCGUUGUUAGCGUUCGCUUCUCCCAUUCCCCUCUCUGGACCAAGGACCUUUUCUCCCGCAACGCUCCGAUCCUCCUCCGCCUGUUCAACCUUGCCAACACUGCCCCUCUCCACCCCACCACUGACCUGGCUGGCAAUCUGGCAAUCUGGCCAUGAGUGUCGAAGAGAACACGCCUCACAGGCGCUCGAGCAGCGCCUCGUAUGCUCAAAACAUGUCCAGGGACUUUCCCCAGCCAAACUCGGCCGCAGCCUUCGCCGGUGCCCGCAGUCCUCCUAAAGCGAAGAACACGUCGCAUGUGCCAUGCAAGUUCUACCCUUUUGGCACCUGUCAAGCUGGCGCGGCCUGCCAGUUCUCUCACGAUAUGGACCCCAUGACGCAGAACGCGCCUUGCAAAUACUUUGCCAAGGGUAGCUGCAGAUUCGGUCAAGGAUGCGCUCUCGCCCACAUUCUCCCCGAUGGUCGAGUAAUCAACAGGCCUCCUCGCGGAGGACAGCCUUUCAACUACGGCCGCCGUGGCCCUCAACCAUACGCACCCGCACCGCCCUCGUUGCUCACCAUGCAAGCCAACGACCUGGCAUCGCAGCAGCAGCAACAACAACAACCGCAGGAGAUGGGUUACCCCAAGCAAGAAGACGUCCCAAACCUUCCGAACCCUACGCCGUAUAUCCAGGCUUCACAGCCCCUAUCGCUAGACCCUAGCAACACCUUCGGUUCGCCUAUGAACGACAACCGUUUCGGAGCAUCGCCGAAUGCCAGAGGUCUGAGCGUCUUGGAUGCGCCGCUGCCAGGAUCUUUCGACAGCCAGGGCAUCUCACAUGCUGCGCGCCACGGUCCGUUCGCAUCAUCCGUCCCCCCUCGUCUCGGCCACGGUCUCGAGUCACCUCCCUCGUCGUUGCCUAACAAGGCUUUCCUCGGAAGCACUCUGCGCGGACUUGGAGAUACUACCCUCGACGGUGUGUUGGCCGGUUCUUCCCCACCUACCUUCGAAGAGCCAAUGAGCUUUGGAAAGAGACCUCUACACUCGGAGAGAUUCUCGCGACCUAGACCCAUGAUGUCCGCUAGUGUUGGCACAAGACCCUCGUUCUACUCGCACUUCCCACCGGACGCUACCGAUUCUGAGGAGAGUGAAGAGGAGGGCAUCGGCGAGGAUCUUCUGCCCUCGAGCUUGCACGAGCUGCUCCCUCCAGAGAAGUUGCGCAGACCCUCUCAGCAGAUUGACGACGAUAUCAACCCUUCCUUCCUUUCCGCUGGCCGACGCGCUAUCUCCAACAGCCAGAUUCCCUCAGACAGCAAAGUCGGAAGUGUCAGCCCCCACACCGGCAGCCCCUCGAGAUACAGCUCAAUCUGGUCAUCCGGAUCAUAUCGCAAAGAGGGGGAGAACGGAUUUGGACACAUUGGCUCGCCUCUGCGACCCUCUUCGUUGCGCUCCUCUUCGCUUGCCGGAGGUGACUUUGGCUCCCUUAUUGGUAGCCCGCCGAAGCAAGCAAGCAUGUCGAUGCUCACCCGUGAGCUCCAGAGUACCAGAAUCUCCGAAAAGUCACCAUCACUACACCCUCGCACCUCUUCCAGCGACUCUCGCGGUGCUCUCCGUGGCGGACUCGACAGAGGUAUCAGCAGCAACAGUCUGGGCCGCAACGAGACCAUCGAAGAAGAAGACCAAGGCCUGUUCUCCAUGGAGGAGGAAGACGAAUUCGCGAGCUCAUCGAGGAAGCCCUCAGUAUCUCCCAUUGGUCUCUUGCCUGGAAAGAGCGAGCCAACUCUCGGACCCAUUGGUGGUCAGAGAACAUCAUCCGUCUCCAAGUGA
This is a messenger RNA of Aureobasidium pullulans EXF-150, 2024 nucleotides long. RefSeq lists its product as uncharacterized. Gene Ontology annotation, biological process: protein polyubiquitination. NCBI's taxonomy places the organism in Eukaryota, Fungi, Ascomycota, Dothideomycetes, Dothideales, Saccotheciaceae. Bases 372 to 2024 code for a protein of 550 amino acids. The record is from RefSeq and is a predicted model, not a curated record. The transcript is spliced from 3 exons. Gene Ontology annotation, molecular function: ubiquitin protein ligase activity; metal ion binding.